Molecule: messenger RNA, 426 nt
Organism: Nannospalax galili (Upper Galilee mountains blind mole rat)
Lineage: Eukaryota; Metazoa; Chordata; Mammalia; Rodentia; Spalacidae
Product: keratin-associated protein 13-1-like
Exons: 1
Coding region: 1-426 (141 amino acids)
Source: RefSeq, a predicted model, not a curated record
AUGUCCUACAACUGCUGCUCUGGAAACUUCUCCUCCCAGUCUCUUAGGUGCUACCGGUCUGCUUCACGUUCAUCCAGUGGCUCCUCCUACCCCAGCAACCUUGUGUACAGCACUAACAGCUGCAGGCCCACCGCCUGCCAGCUGGGCUCCUCUGUCUACCGCAGCUGUCAGGAGACCCGUGAUGAUUCCACCAGCUGCCAGAAGUCCUGUGUCGUGUCCAGACCCUGCCAGACCAACUGCUCCUCCCCGAGGAGCUCCACACCGUGCAGUCCCUGCCAACCGACUUAUGCUGGAUCUCUGGACUUUGGAUCUAACAGCUGCGGUUCGGGAGGCUACAGAUCUAGAAGCUGCUUCUCAGGGGACUGUGGAUCAAGUGGCUUCAGAUCACUGAAUUAUGGAGUUCAUAGCUUUCCUGCCCGAUAUUAG